UUCCUCGUCAGCACAGCUUAAUGACGGAGUAAUGAGUCACCAGCUUUUUAAAAGCAUGGAUAUGGCAAACAUGUUAUCAUUCUCAUCAGAUGGGCAGGCCAAGAAACCAGCUAGUCUGCAUGACCUGAAUGAGCCUCUUACUAACCACUCUGAGGGCCAACUCUUCUUGAAUGAAGCCUUCAAAAUUAUUGUGGAAGAAGUGCUCUGCAAGGGCACAGACAUCAAACAGAAGGUUUGUGAGUGGAAAGAGCCAGAGGAGCUGGCUCAGCUGCUGGAUCUGGAGUUGAGAGAGAUGGGGGAGCCACAAUGUAGGCUCCUAGAGAGAGUAAGAGAUGUCGCCAAGUACAGCGUCAAGACAAGUCACCCGCGUUUUUUUAAUCAACAGUUUGCCGGGGUGGACUACCAUUCCUUGGCUGGUCGGUUCCUCACUGAGGCUCUCAACACUAACCUCUUCACCUAUGAGGUGGCCCCAGUGUUUGUGCUGAUGGAGAAUGAGGUUCUGAGAGGGCUGCGUUUGCUGGUUGGCUGGACAGAAGGUGAUGGUAUUUUCUGCCCUGGUGGGUCUACCUCCAACAUGUAUGCCAUGAAUCUUGCACGCUACCGACUCUUCCCAGAGGUCAAAAGCCAGGGGCUGUGGGCUCUCCCGCGAUUAGCCAUCUUUACUUCUCCAGAGAGCCAUUACUCUGUGAAGAAAGGGGCUGCCUUUUUGGGCAUUGGGAUAGACAAUGUCAUCUUGGUGAAAGUGGAUGAUGGAGGCCGCAUGAGUCCAGAGGACCUGGAUGAAAAGAUAAAGCUGGCAAAAUCUCAGGGUGCAGUGCCUUUCCUUGUAAGCUGCACAUCAGGGACCACAGUGCAGGGUGCCUUUGACCCGCUGCACCGCAUAGCUGAUGUCUGUGAGAACCACAAGCUCUGGAUGCACGUGGACGCUGCCUGGGGAGGGAGUGUGCUCUUUUCCAAGCAACACAGACAUCUGAUGAAAGGUGUUGACAGAGCAAAUUCAGUAGCCUGGAAUCCACACAAGAUGCUGGUGGCUGGCUUGCAGUGUUCUGUCUUGCUGCUAAAGGAUACCACGAACUUGUUGAAGCAGUGCCACAGCGCCAAUGCCACAUACCUCUUCCAGCAAGACAAAUUCUACGACAUGAAUCUGGACGUCGGGGAUAAGUCAGUACAGUGCAGCCGUAAAGUUGACUGUCUGAAGCUGUGGUUGAUGUGGAAGGCUGUUGGCUCCAUCGGCCUGGCAGAGCGUGUAGACAAAGCUUUUAUCCAUGUUAGGUACCUGGUGGAGCAGAUGAAGAAAAGAGAAGGGUUCCAUCUUUUGGGUGAUCCGGAGUUUGUGAAUGUAUGCUUUUGGUUUAUACCACCCAGUUUGAGAGGGAAGGAAGGAAAUGCAGAUUACUGGGAGAGACUGGCAAAAGUAGCUCCAGUCAUCAAGGAACGCAUGAUGAAACAAGGCACUAUGAUGGUGGGCUAUCAGCCUCUGGGAAACAAGGUCAACUUUUUCCGUGUGGUUGUGUUCUCUCCCCUUGUUACCCAGAAAGAUACGGACUUCUUUCUUGAUGAAAUUGAGAGACUGGGAAAUGAUUUGUGACUGAAAUCACAACUUAUCAGAUGUGUAGCCUUUGUCUGUUUAUAAUCGCCUGACACAAACCUACAUGGUACCAAACUGAGAGUUGUACUUAGCGUAAUUUAACAAGCUGACAUAAUGUAAGGAGUUUCUCAGCUGAGAAAUUUUAUGACCAUCAUUGAUGAAUGAAUGAAUAAAUAGAAGGUUUGUAUUCUUAAUAAAUGUAA
Molecule: messenger RNA, 1791 nt
Organism: Thunnus maccoyii (southern bluefin tuna)
Lineage: Eukaryota; Metazoa; Chordata; Actinopteri; Scombriformes; Scombridae
Gene: csad
Product: cysteine sulfinic acid decarboxylase
Exons: 14
Coding region: 32-1588 (518 amino acids)
Biological process (GO): carboxylic acid metabolic process
Cellular component (GO): cytoplasm
Molecular function (GO): pyridoxal phosphate binding; sulfinoalanine decarboxylase activity
Source: RefSeq, a predicted model, not a curated record